Elaeis guineensis (African oil palm) is the source of this 2285-nucleotide messenger RNA. NCBI's taxonomy places the organism in Eukaryota, Viridiplantae, Streptophyta, Magnoliopsida, Arecales, Arecaceae. The record is from RefSeq and is a predicted model, not a curated record.
AUGGCAUCCCGCGUCGCCGCAUCGGUAUGAACGACAUCCGAUCAUUCUCCAAGACCCACUGGGCGACGCCUCGAGCAAGGAAGCCGGGACGCUCCCGGGGCUUCGCUCUCCGGCGACGCACCCCUCCCUGGCGAGGCGCGAGAUCGACGCCAUCCGUUUCUUUAGAUUCGGUGUUCUCGUCGCCCAUCUCGGGUCCAUCGUCGCCUCUGCCCCUCAUCAACCCCUUGAGGCGCUCCCCUGCUUCGAUCUCCUCUCCGAGCUCAUCGCUGCCAAGAAGACGAGCCCAAGCGAUUGGGUUUAGAAGAUAGCAACUGCCGGUGGUUUCUCCACUCCAGUUUUACAGUUCUUGAUGUGGAAGAUGGCGUAAAUCCUCCAAUCUUGGAUUUCGGGUGCAAUGUGGAGUUCUCGCUGGUUCUUGCAUGAAUAAAUUCGGAAACUCCAAUAUGGAAGUUCUUGAUCUUCGACUGGAAUUCGAGCUUUAUCGUUUUCAAAUCUCGGCCACCGAUCCGAUAAAGAUCUCAGAUAUAUAGUAAUCUAGAGCCAUUCAAAUUCACAAAUUUGGCUAAUCGACUCGUCUAGGAUUGGGGCCUGCAAUGCAAGAGUUGGGGUUAGAGAGUACAAGGGUCCAUCACUACUUCGUUGCCCUUCUAGAACAGCAUUACUGAUGACCAGAAACUUUUCUUUGUGCGUAUGCAUAUAUUUUAUUCUUGACCUUUAUGACUAUGUUGCAUUGCAGGGUACUGAUAUGAAAUUGCACUUUGCCUUCACCUGUAUGAUUUUUACCUUCGUUACCUGCUCUUGCAUUGCGGGAAUCUGUACAACAGUGGCAAAGGAAGUGUGAGGAUUCUCUUUUCUCUUUACUUAUUCUUGCGGCUUGACACCCUGGCUGGUGCUUGGCAUCGUCAGCAAUGAGGAGAGUUAUUGCUAGAGGGGAUGGUAUUUCUAUAUUCUCCUCCAAGGUUGGCUUGCUGAUGGUAAAAGAAGUGAGUGAAGAUAGAUAUCCACAUAUGGGUGCAUGUCUCUUCAUUCCUUAUUUCCCCACCAAAGGCAGCCCUAGUAGCCAGAGUACUCCAAGCUUGACAUGUUUCUGCUGUUUGAUAUGCCAUAAGCACCUCUUCUGGCUCUCUUCUCUUGGAGGCUGGCCUGCGAUUUUGACAAGCAACGUUGUUCAUUGGGAUCUGAGCCGCAUGUUUUCUUUGAUUUUAUGCCCACUCAAUGACAUUAAAGACAUGUAUUAUCCAUCUUUUGCCGAAUGGGUUGCAUGCAAGAUCAAAAUAAGACUUUUGGCUGCCCAUGCAUCCAUUAAGUGUUAUGUGUAUCAGUUCUUGAGGAACUGAAAAGUGUUCCAGAUGAGUAUCUGCAGUUGGUGCCUUUAUUUCCUACUAGCUCGAUAAUUUUGGGAGAGUACUGGAUCAGCAUCCUCAAGGACAUAGUUAUAUGUGCUUCGGCUUGCAUUCAGAAUCUAUUGUAAGAACUAUUCCUUAUGUAACAGAAUAUAUGUGCUUGUUUCUCCAGGAAGGUGUUAUGUUAUCUCCUUUAUUUUGAGAAAAUUUUUCAGAAAAUUAGUAAUUGUUAUGCUAUCUCCUUAUAUUUUGAGAGGAUAUGAUUUCUUAAACAUUAAAAUGGCCACAACCAUAAAUCUAAAGUAUAAGGCUCUUCAUCAUUAUACAAACUCCAGAAUUAGCUCAAAGAUACAAAAUCAUAUGACUACCCACUAACUUUGAUACCUUCAUCCUUAAAGUGCUUAGAACAACAAAAGCCACUUCUAACAUUGUUAUCACAGCAUUUAUCUGAAAAUACUAUACCAUGAAUCUGGAAUCCAUAUGUUUAUUGGCUAUAAUUUAGAUCCAUGUAGGUGUAUUCAAAUCUGGUUCAUUGCCAUCCUUAAUUUGAAUAUGAGCCUUCAAGUUACCAAUGCCAAUUUUUUCUUUAAGCAACUUGCUUAUGCCUGCCUUCUUGCCAGGCAGCACUUAGAUUCUAUUUCCUCUUAACUGUCCUAAGGACAUGUUCCUGAAAAUGUGCAUGGUAGCUUGGAUUAAGCGGGUUUAAGAAGGAUCAGGUCUCAAACCAAUCACUUGCCCAUGUGCAAGAGAGAGAGGUUCUGUUCCUCAAUCCAAAAUACAACUACAGAGUUAGAGAGGUAAAAGCUUUUAGGCAAAUCCCAAGUGAUCAACAAGAAGCAACCAUGUAGGCCCUGCAAACAACUUUCUAGACACUCAUUGACUACAAACUUGGCCAAAUAAAUCCAAUACCCCAAUGCUGCUUUUAAGUACCACGGCACAAAA